This is a messenger RNA of Lodderomyces jiufengensis, 930 nucleotides long. RefSeq names its product Mir1p (gene MIR1). The transcript has a single exon. Gene Ontology annotation, molecular function: phosphate transmembrane transporter activity. Gene Ontology annotation, cellular component: mitochondrial inner membrane. Bases 1 to 930 code for a protein of 309 amino acids. Lineage: Eukaryota; Fungi; Ascomycota; Pichiomycetes; Serinales; Debaryomycetaceae. The record is from RefSeq and is a predicted model, not a curated record. Gene Ontology annotation, biological process: mitochondrial phosphate ion transmembrane transport.
AUGUCUGCCAAACAAACUACCAAUUAUAAAUUACCAGAAUAUACUUUAAAAGAUUAUGCUUCAUUUGCUUUAGCAGGUGCAAUUGGUUGUGGUGUAACUCAUGGUGCUAUGACACCAAUUGAUGUUGUUAAAACCAGAAUCCAAUUAGAACCACAAGUUUAUAACAAAGGUAUGCUUGGUACUUUCAAACAAGUUAUUCAAACUGAAGGUGCUGGAGCUUUAUUAACUGGUUUUGGUCCAACUGUUUUAGGUUAUUCAUUACAAGGUGCUUUUAAAUUUGGUGGUUACGAAUUCUUUAAAAAACAAUUUAUUGAAUAUUUAGGAUAUGAUACUGCUAAAAAAUACAAAAAUUCCAUUUUCAUUGGUUCAUCAGCUUUAGCUGAAUUUUUUGCUGAUAUUGCUUUAUGUCCAUUAGAAGCUACAAGAAUUAGAUUAGUUUCUCAACCAUCAUUUGCAAAUGGUUUAGUUGGUGCUUUUUCAAAAAUUUUAAAAGAGGAAGGUGUUUCAUCAUUCUAUAAUGGUUUCACUCCAAUUUUAUUCAAACAAAUUCCAUAUAAUAUUGCUAAAUUCUUAGUUUUCGAAAGAGCUGCUGAAGCUAUUUAUGGUGCUAUCCCAACUCCAAAAUCUCAAUUAUCAAAUGGUGCAAACACUGCUGUUAACUUAGGUGCAGGUGUUAUCGCUGGUUGUGCUGCUGCUAUUGUUUCUCAACCAGCUGAUACUUUAUUAUCAAAAGUUAACAAAACUAAAAAAGCUCCAGGUCAAUCAACUGUCGGUUUAUUAAUUCAAUUAGCUAAACAAUUAGGUAUUAAAGGUUCAUUUGCUGGUUUACCAACAAGAUUGGUUAUGGUUGGUACCUUAACUUCAUUACAAUUCACCAUUUAUGGUACUUUGAAAAAAGCUUUACAUUGUCCACCAGGUGUCGAAUUAUAA